UGUGUAAGUUUCCUGAUCAGGAUUCAACACGGGACACAAUCUCCAGUUUGAAGUGUUUGCAGUUUUCCUUCAAGGAGCUAAAACCACAGCAGGUAAAGUUCAUGGCUUCCUCCUGCAGUAUCCUGUGUGAAGAUCAGCUCCAGUGUCCCAUCUGUCUGGAAGUGUUCACUGAUCCAGUCACUACUCCAUGUGGACACAACUACUGUAUGAUCUGUCUCAAACAGUUCUGGGACAGCAGUUCACACUGCCAGUGUCCAGUGUGUAAAACCAGUUUCCUAAAGAGACCUGAGUUAUGUGUGAAUACGUUCAUCUCUACACUUGCUGCUCCAUUUAAGAAGUCAGUUCAGGUGAAAUCCCGCACUGCUACAGAAAAUCCCUCCCAAUCUCAGGUGUUCUGUGACAUCUGCUGUGAAAAGAAAUGUGCAGCUGUGAAGUCCUGCCUGAUCUGUAUGGCCUCUUACUGCAAGACUCACCUGGAACCUCAUGAAAGAGUUUCUUCAUUAAAGAAACACAAACUGAUCGACUCUGUGGAGAACCUGGAGGACUACAUCUGUCAGAAACAUGAGAGACCCCUGGAGCUGUUCUGUAGAGACGACCAGACGUGUGUGUGUAAAUUCUGUACUGAGACAGAGCACAAAACUCACAACACUGUUCCUCUAGAGGAGGAGAGCAGAGAGAAGAAGAUCCAGUUGGGAAAAACACAAGUAGAAGUUCAGCAGAUGAUCCAGGAGCGACUGAAGAAGAUUAAGGAAAUCAAACACUCUUUAAAACUCAAUGAAGUGAGUCUUAACUAAUCUACAUCAUUGUGCCUUCAUAAAAACACUAUUAAAAUCAUGUAUAAUCAUAUGGAAUACAACAGUUUAACAGAAAUCACUGAGCUAAAGAGGAGAAACACUGAGCUGGUGCAGCUCUCACACACUGAGGAUCACCUCCACCUCCUACAGAUUUACCCGUCACUGUGCAGCCCUCCACACACCCAGGACUGGACUGAUCUCACAAUUAACACUCAUCUGAAUGUGGAGACUCUGAGGAGAGCUCUGUCUCAGCUUCAGGAAACUCUCAGAGAGGAAAUGGAGGAGAUUACAGAGAUCAAACUGAAGAGAAUUCAACAAUAUGCAGUGGAUGUGACUCUGGAUCCUGAUACAGCUCAUCCUGAAUUCAUCCUGUCUGAUGAUGGGAAACAAGUUACAUGUGGAGACACAGAACAGAAUCUCCCUGAUAAUCCAGAGAGGUUUGAUGAUUUUCUCUAUGUGUUGGGAAAUGAGGGAUUCACCUCAGGGAGAUUUUACUAUGAGGUGCAGGUCAGAGGGACUGAUUGGGAUUUAGGAGUGGUCAUAGAGUCUGCUAACAGGAAAGGGGAUAUUACAGUCAGACCUGAGGAUGGAUAUUGGUCUGUGUGGCUGAGGGAUGAGACUGAAUAUGAGGCUGUAGAAUCUCCUCCUGUCUCCCUCUCCUUGAAACAGGCUCCUCAGAAGGUGGGGGUGUUUGUGGAUUAUGAGGAGGGUUUGAUCUCCUUCUAUGAUGUUGAUGUAAAAUCUCAUAUCUACUCGUUCACUGGUCAGACUUUCACUGAGAAACUUUAUCCAUUAUUCAGCCCCUGUGAUAGUGAUUCAGCACCACUGAUCAUUUGUCCUGCUAAUCAAAUCUAAUAUACAUUUGUAAAUUGUUCUUUAUUUUUUAAUAAAAAAUUAGAACACUGUUAGUAUUAUCUUGAUUUCUUUUUUUGACUGAGAUUAAUAAGAACUUUAAUCAAUUAUAAAUAAAUCUGUUUUAAUGUUGGUCUCAUUAAGAUUAUUUUUCAUGUUAGCGUGA
Tachysurus vachellii is the source of this 1812-nucleotide messenger RNA. RefSeq names its product zinc finger protein RFP-like. Gene Ontology annotation, molecular function: protein binding; zinc ion binding. Lineage: Eukaryota; Metazoa; Chordata; Actinopteri; Siluriformes; Bagridae. The record is from RefSeq and is a predicted model, not a curated record.